Messenger RNA from Mercenaria mercenaria, 14187 nucleotides. Its product is annotated as tectonin beta-propeller repeat-containing protein 2-like. Lineage: Eukaryota; Metazoa; Mollusca; Bivalvia; Venerida; Veneridae. Bases 170 to 4828 code for a protein of 1552 amino acids. Gene Ontology annotation, molecular function: protein binding. The transcript is spliced from 19 exons. The record is from RefSeq and is a predicted model, not a curated record.
CAGCUGACCAAAAAUGUCAAAGUACUUAUUUCAUUUAUUCUGAUUAUUUUAAUCACUAAGUUUGUGUUUUGUGAGUGAAUUACAUCUUAAAGCAAGCGCUUUAGGUGACCUGAGAGGAUAUUAAAAAUAUUCAAACAGGUAUAGAGGAUUUAUGAAGUGAGUGACCAGGAUGUCAGCUGAUAACACAGUGACAGAUAACCAGCUCCGUGAUGGUGAAUGCCCUCAUACUUCAAAUCUUCCGUCACAAACACAUCAUUGUUUCAGAGAACAUGAACCCCUGACAGAUAUCCUCUCACUGAUACCACAUAAGGUACAAAGAGGUUUAAAGACCCAGUAUGAGAUUCUAGAACUGACAGCUUUGGAUGCCAAUCAAUACUUCAUUGCGCUUGGCUCUAACAUUGGGACUGUAUUCUUGUAUGACAGGGCCAAACACAAAAUUGAAAGGCUACGGUCUGAGGAUACAACAGAUAUUGUUACAUGUGUGUGUCUACAUCAUGGUUUAGACGACCUUGUAGCAAUAGGUCAUUCUUCUGGUACUGUAUAUAUCUUCCAGCUCCCUAGUAUGUUGAUUGGUCACAGUAAACAGCUUGAGAGGUUUAUAGUAAGUGAUGUCCAUCAAGUUGGCUUGACAUGUUUAACAUGGAGCACAAAUGGUAUGAAGUUAUUCAGCGGGGAUAAGAAAGGGUGUGUGAGCUGCACUGAAGUUGACUUUUAUGAGGGAAGAUGUCAGUCCAGCGUGCUUCUGAUUGAAGCAAACACAGAAAUUGUUCAGUUAAAUCAUUGCCAUAAAGCUCUCUUGAUCUCUACAAAACAUAGAUGUAUUGUCUGUCGGACAGAUGGAGUACAGCACAUAGCUCAAGUGGGAUCAAAGGAAAGGAAAGUUGUUGGAAACUUUGGAGCCAGUUUUAUUCCAGCCAUGUGUAAACCAGAAGAUGCACAGCUGUAUGCUUCACGUCCUGGCUUUCGUAUAUGGAAAGCCUCUAUUAACGGAUCAGUUUUAAACACAUUUAUGUUCAAAGAACUUCUCAGCCAGUCACAUAUAGAAAUACCAGUUUUAGACUUUGAAGUGACAAAUAUUAUAAAAUCUGAAAAUCCUAACCAGUUUGGUCAACUUUUAUUGUUCCGGGAUAAAGAACUUGUAGCAUGGAACGAUUCCUGCUUGUAUGUGCUAGAUCCGGAGAAUUCCAGCGUUAUUGGAUCACAAAAACAUAUAGGAAUUGUGAAGUAUGUUGCGGUGACAGACUGUGAAAUAUUUGUGCUUAGGGAAGGGACUGAUAGAAAUUUGAUCCGAAUUUCAGACAGGCCAAUAACCAGACCUACCAGUCUGUUAUUAAAACAGCUUGAAAUAGAAAGACAGCAAAAAAGUCAACAGAAAGCAGAAUCAGAUAAAGAAGAGAAAAUUGAAAAGAAGUCCGAACAAAUUGAAAAAUCUCCUUUCAAAAAAUUCCAAGGAAAUUUAUUUGAGAAAGUGAAACAAAUUGCAAAUCCAAGUGCAUUAGUGGAUAAAGUUCAAGAAAAAUUAAUUAUUGACAAGAAAACUGAAACUAUAAUGUUGAGGGAAAGAAGUGGUCCAAGUGUAGAAAGAGUAUCUCAAGAACGUGAAGACCUUCCUCCAGUCAUCCAGCUAGACACUCCAGAUCUUUUAACUAUUGAAAUUGGGCAAUUAGCAAUUGAGGAUAGUUCUCCAGAAAUGAUAAGUGAUUCUCAGACUGGUGCAAUAGGAUAUGACAUUUCAGUAACAUCUGGGAAUCAGUCUGACCUAAAGAGGACUGGUUCUGGAGCAUUUUCUGCUCUUGCAAGACUUCAAGAAGAUCACCAAAAUGAAGAAAAGAGUGAACCAGUCUACAAAAUUGCCGGUCAGGCAGAAGAAACUGCAAGUAGCAGAAUAUCUGUAGAUAUUGAACCUGAAGAGGAAGAUGGAAUUGUAUUUAGAAGAAAAGUUAAGAAGAAUAAGAAAAAAGGUUCAAAAGAUAAGUCACCGAAGAAAUUUAAUAGGAAAAUGAUAGACCCAGAUUCUGUAUCAGUGAAUAGCAACACAAGUGUAGCCAGCGAUAGUAGUGAAAAUAUUCCUUCAACAAGAUUGUCAACUAAUGAGGAUUCUGGUAGAUUUUCUGAAACAUCCCAGCAAGAAAAUUUACAACAGUCAGUUGAAGAGGUAGUUAACCAACCUGUAAGUUUAGAUCCUGAUGUGGAUAAUCAGCAACUCAAAUCGGAAGCUUCAGAGGAGAUUAGUAAAGAAACUGAAAAUGUCUCUGAAAGAGAAUAUGAUGAAGACGUUGGUCCAAGUGCUGAAGACAUUAAGCAAACAGUAAAUAUAGACAAGGAAAUAGAAGCAAGUGGAGAGAGUGUUUCAGUUGGUUCAGUUUCUGUCAGUGAUAGUGAACAGUAUACAAAGUCAACAGAAAUACAAAAGGAAGUUGUAACUACUGAUUUUUCUUUGCCAAUAGAAGAUAAAAGUGAUAACAUUUCUAAUCUGGACAGAGAGAUGGCAAGACUAGACUCUUAUCUGAGUCAAACAUCUGACACAGCCACAGAUAGUAUGGAGCAGGGUACACCUUCGUUAGAAUACAAGUCAGAGGUGGACCAACUUGCAUACAGAACUAUAUUGGGGAGGAGCAAUAGUCAGAAAGAAAAAGAAAUAUUAAGUACAUUGCAAGAAAGUGAUUCUAAAUACACUCCAAGUAGUUUGGAAAAAGAGUUAAAUGAACUGGAGAUAUCCACACAAGAGACAGAUAGUAAAACUAUGGAGAAAGAAGAAGAAACAGUAUCUGUGCCAAUAACUACACAGUUUUCACCAAAAAGCUUUGGACCAAAUUCCACACCAUCAUUUUAUACAAUAUACAGUAAACCAGGGGCUACUGCAGAAGACUUCUAUUCAAAAUAUGAACCAACUUCACCUUCAGAAAUGUCCUCAAUGACCUCUGACACUGAAACAGAAAGGAAGGAAGAUAUUUCUUGGAAUUCUGGGACAGAUCAGAUAGCAGAAACAACUCAGUUCCUCAAAUCUGUUAACACGUGGACUGAAAUUAGUUCUCAAGGUAAUAUUCAUAGUUUAUCAGUGUCUAAAUCUCAUGUAUGGAUCACAGACAGAAGUUGUAACAUAUUCUACAGUGUAUUGUCGGGACCUGGUGUAAGCUGGAAGAGAGCGGUGGGAUCAGCGAGUCAGAUAUCGGUGUCUCAGGACGGUUUUAUUGUGUGGAGCUUGAAUAAGAAUACAGUGUACGCAGGCACAAAGAUCACAGCCAAGCGGCCAGAGGGAAUGAAAUGGGUGGAGGCAGUCAGGGACGUCUCUUUUAUCUGUGUAGAUAAUACUAGUGCUUGGUAUAUAAAGACUAACCACCAGGUUAUGAUACAGAAAGGAUUGUCCAGAGACAGGCCGUGUUAUACUGGACAGGAGGUGGACUGUAAACACAGGCUCAAGCAGAUAGUCUGUCAGGCUGGUGUGGUGUGGGCAUUAACAGAAAACUGUCACUGGCUGUACAGAGCUGGAGUCACAACAGAAUGUCCUGAGGGAAAGGAAUGGAAGUCAGGAGAUAGCAUGUAUGAAGGGUUAGUGAGACAUGGCUCAGAAAACAGACUGUUUAGCCAGUUAUGUCUUGGAGAAGAUAACAUUGGUUGGGCUGUAGAUAUUCUUGGUCAAGUCUGGUUUUGUCAAGGGGUCAGCAUGGAAACACCAAGGGGAGAGAACCAUUGGUGGCAGGUACCAUUAAGUGGGGAGUAUGUUAUAAAAGACAUGACUGCUCUGGACAUGCUGAAAUCUUUCUCUAAGAAGUUUGAUCCCCAGAAGUUAUCAUUACUUUUGAGUGCCCAGAGUGGAGGACUGAUAGCAGCCCGUGGUGGGGUCUGGGUGUGUCCAGAGUAUAAGCACAUCCUACAGGUGUGUAGAGGAAGCAUCGAAGGUCAGCUUUGGAGGGAUGCCCAUCCAGAGAGUUUAGCUGCAACAUUUUGUUGGAAAACAGUGGUGGCUAGUACAGCUAGCCAGACUAAUGGUGUAGUAUGGGCACAGCAACCUAGUUCUGAUAUAUUUGCCUUCUCACCGGAUCGUCAGACCUGUUGUUCUAUACCUGGACCACGGAAACGAGGAACUGGCAUAUUGUUUGUUUGUCUGUCCGUGUGCAUUGAUGCAUUGUGGGGUUUAACUGAUGAUGGAGAGGUGUUUAUACGGACAGGGAUGAGUGACCUGGAAAGCAAAGGCACAGGAUGGUCACAGCUGGAUCUCUCACAAUUAGAUGAUAGACAACUUGUGCAUAUAUCCUGUGCCAACAUGAAUGUAUGGGCAGUUGACAGUGAUGGUAUGGUAUGGCAUCGUAUAGGUGUAAAGGCACCCACAGAUUUAAGUCUCAAUGCUGCUUGGUUACCUGUAGAUAAUGGAGAGACAGUCUUUACACAAGUUGUGUCAUGUCAACAGGAUUGGAAGGUAUGGGCAAUAGACAACAGAAGGCAGGUGUAUGUAAGACAAGGAAUAACACAAGAGAUGCCAAUAGGUCGCAAGUGGAUCCAUGUUUCAGGAUCACCAGCUAUGCAGCUAACCUUGUCUGACAAUUUUGUGUUUGCUUUGAACCACGCUGGAGAACUUCUGUGUCGUUAUGGCAUCUCACCUGAUCAUGUGACCGGAGACUACUGGAAGAAGCUACCUGGUGAACUAACACAUAUAUCAGCAACUCCUACCAAUAUUCUCUGGGGCAUCAAUAAAGAUGGCCAGCUGGUUCGAAGGUUUACAAAGUACAUUGUAAGGGCUGCCAAUGAUCCACAGGAGACACCAGGGACCCACAGGUCACCGAGGGGACAAAGUGUGGGCAGUGAAGAUGCUGACUGGGAAUUUGUUUAAUGAUUAUCUGGGCUUAAACCAUUCCACAUACAAAGUUAAUAUAUAGAUGUGUACUGGUUCGAAUUAUUUAUAAAAAAUAUUUGCUUUUUUUAAAUGAUGGUUUAUUGUUCUAUGUAAAAUAUAAUAGUCAAGAAUGGCAGUGUUUUGUUAGAUAUUGUUCUACACGCCAAAGCAAUUCUGAAUUGUUUACCGAACACUAUUGAAAAUAUAAAACGGAAUGUUGACAUAAUAAUAGUAUGAAAGUGCGUUAGUCAAAUUUAAUUAUAGGAACAUGUAUAACAUGGUUAAUACUGCAGCAAUGAUUAGCUACUUGUUGAUGAAAUUCCGUACAAAGUAUGUAGAGCUUUUCACAAAAGCAAUGUGUAAUGCAAUUUUAUAGUCUGGGAUUAUUGUAAUGCUUGCCAUUAUACCUUAAGUUAGAGCUUGUUUUUUUGUUUUUUUUUUUGUUUAUUGUGUAACAUAGACAAUAAGGAGGGUCUGCUUAUGGUUUAAAGUUGUUCAUUUAAAUACUUCUUUGUUUCAUAUAAGCUACAGCAACUUCAGAUCUGAAAUAACAGUAUACAUUUUGUAGUGAACAUCCCUUUUUCCUACACCUACUUUUUUUAAAUCUAUCACAAAUUAACAAAAAAUAGAAAGAAAACAGAGGGUUCCUACUUAAAUGCCAGUCAGUCUGCUACCCUAAAAUAAUGUCUACACAUUAAACCCCUAGAGCUGGUUUUGAUUACCAGCCAUUGCAGGAAUCAUUAUAAUGCGUGCAGAAUGCAUUCUAGCAGUGAAAAAGUUUGAUAAAAUGCACAAAAAAUGGAAAUUGUAGGAUCUAUUUCUUAGACUUCUUUCUUCUACAGCAUGGAAGUAUUUUUUAAUGAAUUACAGACCUACUUCUUUAUGUAACUAUUUCCUUAUAGUGCAAUUUUAAUUUUGAAGGUUAUUUUUUUGUGUUUAUGCAGAUUUCUUAUGUUGUUGUGACAAUGUACUUUUUAUGUUCUGAGAACAAAACUGAAUAGUGUUGAGAAUAAUACAUUUGCUGCCUGGUCAGUUCCUUUGUCUGUCUAACCUUUGUCCAUACUUUUUAAGAGCCCAAACUUAAAGAAAUGUGUCACUUGAAGUAAACUUGCACAUAUUAUCAGUCCUUUAAUGUACCUUGCCAGAUUUAGGCAAUAUAGCCCGUUUAGAUUUUACAAUAUGCAGUAUAUAUUUCUCAAUACUUAACAUAUAUAAGCUUUCUCCAGAUAACUCCUCCUUCAGUUUUCAAGGGAUCUGACCCAAGCUUUCGAUGUAAAUGAGAUGUGGAACCAAAAUUUGUAGUCCUGUUUGGCGCCAUAUAACCUAUACUGUGUUGGUGCGCCAUAAAACCCAAAUAAAAUAAAAAUAAACUGACCCAAGCUGACAGAAAUAUAUUGCUUUGAAGUGAACUUGCACAUAUUAUCCCGACAUGAAUGUAUCAUGUCCAGUUUAGGAGUUAUGGCCCUUUGAAAUUUUAUACUUAUAUAACACUUGUUCAGAAAACUCUUCCAAAAAUGUUUAAAGGAUCCAAACAUCAGAAGAUUGCCACUAUGAAGUGAACUUGCAAAUAUUGUCAGCACAUGAAUGUACCAUGCCCAGAAUAGAAAUUAUGGUCCUUUGAAAUUUUACAAAAUGGAAAAUACUACUGAAAGGCUUAGGUCGGUAAGUUCUCUUACACUUUUCAAGAGAGCUGACCAAAACUUACAUUACUAUGUAGUGAACUUACACAUAUUGUCAGAAUAUACAUGUUCUACUAUGUAUAAACACUGUCCCAUUUAUGUGGAUCAUGCUUGGUGAAGAGUAAACACUCUUUAAAUUUUUUUAUUGAAAUCUGAAUAACUUGUGUAACAAUUUUUAAGGAACAUGGCCCAAACAAAUAGAAAUGUGUUGCUGUUGUGUUACCUUGUGGUUAUUGUAAGGAUAUACUUGUGUAACCAAGUAUAAAUGCUCCUUUAUAAUAAUAUAAUAUACCCCUUUACACCAUACUGAAUAAUUUUUCCCCCUUUAUGUUGACAUGAUUGUACCCACAUCUACCCCACAACUAACACUUCCCAUCACAUUUUCAUAUAUAUUUGUCAUUUUAUUUAAUCAUAUUUUUCCUUUUAACCUUAUAAAAAAGACCAUGGAUUCUGUUUGGGAUAUAUUAUUUCUGAAUUUAAAUCUAUAAUUUAUCAGCGUUGGCAUCCAUCUUGCAUUGUUGUUCGGAUGCUCUUUCAUUUCCUGUUUCCAAAUAUUGGAAUACCUUUUGUUUACAGGAUAGCAUUCAUCAGUUUACAGAUAGCACUUGUUUGUCCAAUGUUUGAUAUAAUUUUCAUAUAAUUUGCAGGUAUAUGGAUAUGAUUUUGUAUUUAUUAUGAAAUUUAAUUGCUUUUUUUUCAGAAUUAUCUUAUCUGUGAUCAAAUCUGUAGUAAAAACUGACAUUAGAUUGUUGGUAAAAAUAAACAUUCCCGUAAAAUCUUUUAUCAGUGUGCGCUAUGCAAAUUGCUUUACAAAUUUUCAGUAUUUGGCUCAUAUAUAUGGAUGUUAAUCUUGUUUAUUUUUGAUUAUGGUUAUUUGAAAGAAUUGACAAAAUUUAAUUAUGUGUAAAGGCAGUAAUUACUAUUUAGUUUAUGUUCGACUAGUGCCAUCACUUUUGUACGAAGGAAUGGGUGUCACAUCGGUUUUAAAAGAGUGAUAGUUAGACUUGCAUGGAAGGGAGUUGUGGCCACACCUGUUAUGAAAGGAGUGGUGGGAAAAUCUGUUUAAAAGAAGUGAAAGCUAAACCUUUUUGGAAAAGUUGUAGUCACACCCAUUUGAAGAGUGGAUGUCACCUGUUUGAAAGAGUAGGUGAUAUGUCUAUUUAAAAAGAGUAGAAAUAAUACCUGUUAAAACAAAGAAAUUUCACAUCAGCUUGAAUGCAGUGGGUGUCACAUCAGUUUUAGAGGAGUGAUGAUUAAGUGGAUGUCACACCUGUUUGGAAAGGAGAGAUUGUUAUUCCAGUUUGAAAGGUGUGGUGGUUUGAAAAGAAAGGGUUUCAAUUUUAAAGAGUGGGUGUCUCACCAGUGAGUUUCACAACUGUUUGAAAUGAGUGAUGGUUCACCCUGUUUGAAAAGAAAAGGUUUCACACCGUAUGAAAUGAUUGAUGGAAAGGAAAGGGUUUUAUGGCUAUUUGAAAUGAGUGAUGGCUAAACCACUUUGAAAGGCAAGGGUUUUACAACUAUUUGAAAGAAUGGUGGAUAAACCUGUUGGAAAGGAAAGGGUUUCCCACCUGAAUGAAAUGAGUGAUGGUUACACCAGUUUGAAAGGCAAGGGUUUUACAGCUGUUUGAAAUCAUUUUGAACGGAGUCUGCAUCUUUCCUGUUUGAAGGGAGGGUUUACACCAGUUUAAAAAGAGUAUGCGUCACACCACCGGGUUUCAUGCUGUUUGAAAUGAGUUUAUGUCAAUGCUGUUUGAAAAGAGUUUUGUCAGUUAUGUUUGAAAGGAAGGUGAAAGGUUUUAAGUUACUGUAAAGCGGGUUAUAUUCGCGUAGGUAUAAUUUUCGCUAUAUUCGCGGUCAACAUUGGCAGCACAAAACCUGAAAACCGCAAUUUUUGAGUCGGCUAAACGCUGUCAAGCGUUUGACGAGUCCUUGCUAUCGCCCGAUUUCUCAUUCUUAAAUGGCCUCACAACACAGCGAAGUGAUGUAGUUCCAUUAGAUUGUCUCUAAUUUCAAAGAGUUCAUUGAUCGAAUGAAGUUCAUUUAGGUCAAUCCUAUUUGCUAUGACCAAUAUACGAUGUAAUCUGUCAUAUUUAUGACUUGUAAUUGUGCAAUACUCGAAUAAAGCCACGUAUUUUCUUCCGCUGUAACUCAUUAAGCAUAAACACGCAUAACGAUUCUGCGGGAUUUGGUAAUACAUUUGCGCAUAUGAUUAUGGUGACGAAUUUUAUGCCCUUUUGUCACAAAAUAGCAAAUAUGAUGUUCACAAAUUCAAAUAAAAACUGCAUAUUAACUUAUUAGCCAAAUUAUCCAUUUGUUACCCUGUCCGUUUCAAAAAAUAAUCUUUAAAUUCAUUGCGCAAAUAACAAAUUUAUUGCGCUGUGCAUUUUAUGAAUUGCGCAGGCUUACAAAGCUUGCGUAACAUCCAGCGAAAGACAAAAUAUAGUUCCAGAACAUACUGCUAGUAUUUUAUUGAGUGGGUACCUCUGAAAGCAUUGGAAUGUCCCUUAUCAAAGAGUUUACCACAUCGAUGAAAUUAAAUUAUGACAGCUUCAUUUUAAAUUACCCGAAUAAGAUAUGUGCAGUACGUUAAUUCUUCCGCGAGACUUCGCGGAUGAAUCCUAACUACAUUCUGGACACUUGUCGGCGAACACGCGUGACCUGUUUAUAACAACGCUUCUACGACUUUGCGUGGGUUGAAUUUUGCAGUCAGUAAACGGAUAAAUUAUCGGAAGAAGAAGCUCUUACUGGGUUUUUUAGUUACUACUGAUAUUAAAAAUGAUUUUAUUUCUUAUUUUUCGAGAAAUAAACAAAUCGGCGAAACAUUAAAUUGUAUUUUCUUGUAGUUUUUGAAAUCAAAAGUAGAUCGUCUAUGUUUGGCUGCUUUGACGAAACGAAACAACUUUUUUAUGAAAAGAUUUAAAUAAGAGGUAAUUUAACCGUAAACUUCAAUGUCAGAUACUGCCAAUUGCUGCUAAAUGUCUUCGUAUCAUCACAAUUUGUAAAAUAUAUUGUUGAAACUGGAGAAAAGUGUAAUCGUAUCCGGAUAUAAUAUUUUGGGUAAAUAUCGAGCUGUGUUAUGAAAUUUUAACAUUCAAGUAGCAUACAUGAUAGAUAUUAUUGUAACAGAAAUGAUUCUAGAAUUUAUUUUUAUUACACCUACAUAUAAUCUAUAUCAGACUCAUGUUCUAGUCCUGAGGCAUGAUCUGAAAGUAAAAAGAUGAAGUGACAGUCAUACUUUGGAUAUUGUAAUACUAGAAAGAAUCUAGGUAAUAUUUAGAAAUUGAAACAGAAGAUUUUCAGUUAAAAUCGCACCAAAGGCUGUAUCAAGGGUCUACAUAUUCAAAAAUUUCUUGUGGUAAUACCCCAAACCCUACUUGCAGGAGGGGGUAUCCUCCCACACCCUUCCCCCAUAUUGCCACUUUACAGUUUGAUACAUUUGCCCUUUUACCACCUGCCGCAAUGUCCAUUUCAAAAUCUGACUGCAAUUUAAAGCGGCAAGAAACACCCCUUCCCACACCCACCCUGCUACCGUCCACGUAAAAAUGGCUCAAACAUUUUUCUGCCCAGUCUGGGCCUGUCUGUCUACAUGAAUCAAAAUGGAUAAUUGAAAGUGGAUGGACUUCGGGAUAACAGACAUGAUUUUUAAGGGGUUAACAAGUCUGAAAUAGAAUAAAUGAUAGUUUUAACUAAAAAAGAACUGCAUUUAUUAAUAUCGGUUACACUAUAUAUUGACACUCGGCAACAUUUACAUACAUGUAUCUCUAAACGCAAAAGUAAGUAUACUUUAAAUUGACAUCAGUUAUAAUAUGAUUGAACAAUACCUAACAUAUGACAAGGCUAUCGCCAGGCCCAUUAUAAUAUCUGUAAAAUAUCAGUUCUUUCGUCCAUCCGUUACAAAUUGUAUGUGGCAAUCCGCGCUGUAAAAUUUUAAUAUUAUAAAUUGUCAUAUUCAAAUUUUAUCAUGUGCGAAUAUAUACCAGCCGAUAAUUGCCUCUUUUGGCAAUGCCGGAGGCAAAUGUUUACUGGAAAAAUAUAUAAAGUCAUGGGCAGUAUCUUAGUGUCAGCUGUCAAAUUGUAGUUUGUACUUUCAACAUUUUUAUUUCUGCGAACCACUCUUCAAUUUUAGAGAAAUAUAUUGGGUUUAAAUACUUGUAUAAUGUCAAACAAAGUUUUACUAGGCAUCGACCGAAUGUUUAUUUCAUUUAUUGUAACAAAAUCUCUCUUUAGUUGGGGAAAAAAACUAAAAACAAACUGAAACUGGUAGACUAUACUGUCAGUACAUCAAUCAUUAGCCGACUCAGGCCCUUCAGGCCUUUGAUUUGUUACCGUGAAUAUACACAUUUCAUCAAGGAAGACCACUCAAUUACAAACUUUACUUAUCAACAUUAUUGACUUUGUUUUUGUUACUUUAUAUUUUGUGCGUCAAAUUGCAAAGUACUGUGUCAGUGUGUGUUGGGGUACAUUCACCACCUAAUUUUAUAUAAAUUAAAUAGUAUUUUGAAGAAAGAAAUAUGAAAAAUCCUGAAUUGAGAAGUUGCUGACAUUUUGAAAAAUGCCAUUCCGAGAUAUUGAAAAUUGCUUUCUAUUCAUUCAUAAAAAUAUCUAAAUUUAAAAAGGAAACAUCAAAUAGAACAGUAUUUUAUUGGUUUUAUUUUCAAGAAAACAAAAAUCGAUAGUUUAGUGAGACCGAUUCCGCUCUCCGCAAACGAGGUAAUUUAUUUGGGUGUCGAUGUAAAUCCUACUUUCGUUUUCAAUCUGCCUUAAAAUUUGCAUAUUUAUUAUUAUUUGCAUGUCUUAGGAGAGUGACCACCCUUUCUGUUGUUUACAACCAAGGUUUAAAAUUCGUGGUUGAAGUAGUUUCCACGAAAUUAAGACACUGCGAAUUCAAAACUCUUCAAAAAACGCGAACAUUUGGCACCGUGAAUAUAAUCCGCUAUACAGUAUGUCCUGUUAUGAUGUAUCAGAAUGCGAGACAUCAAAAUUAUGAUUUGUUAAAGCCAGAAUAACUUUCUAAGAAAAUACAUUGGAGUGGUAUAUAAGAAUGUUUUAUAUACAAGAUUUAUGUAGAAUCAAAGCAUUUGAUUUGUAUAAUUCUUUCAUAAUACUCAUAUUUAUUGUCUCAUUACAUUUACUUUAUAGUCAGCAAGUAUAUACACAAUGUAUAAGCAGGAAAUUGACAAUAUGUUGAAACUUCCAGCAGCGUGAAAUCUUUGGGUCUUUUUUAAUACAAUAAAAUUAUGAUGUAAUUAUUUUUGUUCAUAUCAUGUUUUAUAAAGAUGUAACUUGAACCAUGUGUUUUUGUUAAACCAUAUUUGUGUUGACAUGCUUAGCAUUAUGAAAUAAAUCCUACUUUCUGUUAAUGAAAUUAUUUGUUAGAUAAUAAUAAUUUAAAAUUGAAUUUACUAUUUAAUGGGUGACUUAAGAAUUAAAAUGGAUUAUGCAACUAGAUUACUUUUAAUACACAAUAAACAAAAUUACCAUUUUUCCGUCUUUCCUAGUUAGUGUGUUUUAGCUCAACAGUGAGCUAUUGUGAUCGCUCACGGUAUGUUUUCAGUCUAUACAUCCACACACUUUCCUUCAGGUAACAUCUCCUCUGAAACUAAUGGUCUGUCAGAAUUACACCAGACAUGGUUAGUAGCAUAGUCGUCUAGCAAAUUUGUUCCAAUGUUUCAGGUUGGUCCAUAAUAGGGGCCACCAGAGUUAAACAUGGAAAAACCUUCAGAUGACUUCUUGUCAUGAAUCACUUGAUGGAUCUUCAUCAAAUUUGGCCUGUAGCAUCAUUAUAAUGUUCCUGUCCUAAUUUUGUUUGAAUGGGGGCACUUGGACCAUUGUAUGGGCUGCUAGAGCUAAAAAUAGAAAUCCUUUAAGGAACUUCUCAUCAUCACACUUGGUCUGUAGCAGUAUUGUAAGGUCCUCUCCCAAUUUCGUUCAUAUGGGAGCCUUUGGCCAAAUUUAGGAGCUUCUAGAGCUAAAAAUAGAAAUACCUUAAAUUAAGUUUAAACAACAUCACCAGACAUGGUCAGUAGCAUCAUUGUAAGGUCAUUUUCCAAACCAGGCCCCCUGUUAGGGGCCAUUUGAGCUAUAGUUUGAAAUACAUUUAAACAUCUUCUCAAGAACCACUGAAUGCAGAUAAUUGUUAUAAAGAGACCUUCUGGAACACCCUCUGCCUGCUCCAGUUCUUUGUGUGUUUUUAUGCCCCCGGCAUCUACUGAUGCGGGAGGCAUAUAGUGAUCGUCCUGUCCGUCCGUCCGUACAAGGUUAACCAAAUGGGACCGUUUCGUCUAGCAUCAAUACCCCUUACUAGAAUGACUUGAUACUAAUGCAAAUGUAACCUGUGACCAUUCCUCAUCUUCAGACAUCACCUGACCUCAAUUUGACCUUGACCUUGACCUCAUUUUGGACUUGGGUUGCUUUAUAUGGGCCAUCUCUUGGUUAACCAAAUGGGACCAUUUUGUCUAUCAUCAAUACCGCUUACAAGAAUGAAUUGAUACUAAUACAGAUGUAACCUAUGACCAUUCCUCAUCUUCAAACAUCACCUGACCUCAGUUUGACCUUGACCUCAUUUUGGACUUAGGUUGCUUUAUAUGGGUCAUCUCUUGGUUAACCAAAUGGGACCGUUUCGUCUAGCAUUAAUACCGCUUACAAGAAUGAAUUGAUACUAAUACAGAUGCAGCCUGUGACCAUUCCUCAUCUUCAAACAUCACCUGACCUCAGUUUAACCUUGACCUUGUUUUGGACUUAGGUUGCUUUGUAUCGACAAGGAUACCACCGGGGGCAUCAAGCGUUUACUGAACGCAGCUCCUUGUUUCCUUCAAAUUUUAAAGAUCUAAGAAGCAUAUAGUGUUUGAACUGUUUACGAUCUGUCUUAUUUAAUCAACACCUGCUGCCUCUGAAACUUUCAACACCUGGACAAUAUUAUGUCCUCCUUCCCAAAUAUUAAACUCUCUAGCCUGUUUCAGCUCUUAAACUCAUGUGAGCGAUCUAGGGCUAUCAUUGCCCAUUUGUAUGUUACUGAACUGUUUCUAGAUACAACGUUUCUAUCAAGGUAAUCUUUCAUUUUCUCUUUGGUUGUGCCAUUUUUCACAAAAUAAAGCACUGAUGAAGUUGAGUUAGCUGUCUCUCCUGACAGCUCUUGCUAAUAUUAGAUGACUUCAGAGUUCUGUAUUAACCCUUAUCAUGCUGGACACGACUGAUUCUGCCUUUGCGACCAGUGUAGAUCAUUACGAGUCUGCACAUCUGUGCAGUCUGAUCAAGAACUGCACUGUUCGCCAUUCAGUCAGUAUCUUUUGGUAAGAACCCCUUUUAACAGCUAAUGGUUCUGUCCAAAUUGAAAGAUGGACAAGUUCAUUAUAUAAAUUUAGCAGGAUAAGUGUUAAAAUCUUUGUGAAGCAUAUCACCUGUUUUUGUAAAUGUUCUCCUGAAUUAUUUUUUAUCAAAAACACUUUAAAGUUUCAGCCGAUACUGAAUAAACAUUUGGUUAUAGCUUUAAUUUUUAUGUUAAAACUCAAAAUGUAUGCUAUUCAUUAAUAUAGACAAUAUAUAAGUCCACUAAGCAUACCAGUAAAGCUGUUGAUUUAUUGCUGCUUUUAUAGCUUCAAUUCUGUGAUUGAGUGUAUUAAUUUAUUUACUCUAUUGUUAAUUAUUUAAUCUGAAUAAAAUGCUAUUUGUGAAACAUUU